ACAGUCAUGGCCUAUCUAGCCAAGGACCUUCAUUUUGUCUUGUUUCCUUUGAUGGCCCAAGGUCACCUCAUCCCCAUGGUAGAUAUUGCAAGAUUGUUGGCGCAACGUGGCGCUACAGUCACCAUCAUCACUACACCGGCCAAUGCAAUCCGAUUUAAGGCAAUCGUCACUCGCUCAAUUCAUGCUGGUCUUGACAUCCGUGUAGCUGAACUUUAUUUCCCCAGUGAAGAAGUUGGACUACCAAAAGGGUGUGAAAAUUUUGACAGGUUAUCGACUCUGAACCUGCAUCACUAUUUUUUCGCAGCUAUUAGCAUGCUACAAGAACCAUUCGAAUCUUUGUUGAAAAAUUUGAAUCCACCAGCAAAUUGCCUCAUUUCUGAUUUGUUAUUCCCGUGGACUACCAAUAUUGCUCGCAAAUUUCACAUACCAAGGCUUGUUUUUCAUGGCCCGUGCUGCUUCUCUAUCUUAUUACCAUAUAAUAUAUUCACUUCUAGUAUUCUUGAUGGAGUGGACUCGAGUUCUGAAAAGUUUGUUGUGCCUGGCAUUCCUGAUGAAAUCGAACUGACAGAGACCAUGCUCUCUGCCAUGCUAAAUCCGCGAAUAUCUCCGCUCAUAAAAGAAUAUUAUGAGGUGCUUGUAGAAUCUGAGAAGGCCGCGGAUGGAGUGGUGGUGAAUACAUUUGAGGAACUAGAGCCAUGGUAUGUCAAAGAGUAUGCAAGGGUAAUGGGCACGAAAGUCUGGUGCAUUGGCCCUGUUUCACUAUGCAACAAAGACACUGUGGAUAAGGCAGAGAGAGGUGACAAGGCUUCUAUAAGUGAACAUGAUUGCUUAAAUUGGCUUGACAUGAAAAAGCCAUGCUCUGUGGUUUAUGUUUGUUUGGGGAGCUUAUCAAGGCUAGCAACUUCUCAGCUGAUAGAGCUUGGACUAGGAUUAGAAGAAUCAGACAGGCCCUUCAUUUGGUGCAUCAGAUACAAAACCGAAGAGUUCGACAAAUGGUUUGUUGAAGAAGGUUUUGAAGAAAGGGUGAAAGGUAAAGGGCUUAUAAUCAUGGGAUGGGCACCACAAGUACUAAUACUGUCACACCAAGCCAUUGGAGGAUUCUUGACACAUUGCGGCUGGAAUUCGACACUUGAAGGCAUCUGUGCUGGAGUUCAGCUGCUGACUUGGCCUUUGUUUGCUGAGCAGUUUGUUAAUGAGGAGUUGGUGGUGAAAGUACUAAGGAUUGGAGUGAAGGUUGGUGUGGAGCUUCCUAUUGUGUUUGGGGAGGAAGAGAAAGUUGGAGUUGUGGCCAAGAAGGAAGAUAUUAUAAGGGCAAUCAAAAAUCUUAUAAAUGAAGAUAAAGGAGGAGAAGAUAGAAGAGAAAGAGCUAGAAAGCUAGGUACAAUGGCUAGAAAGGCAAUGGAGGAAGGUGGUUCUUCUCAUCUUAACAUGACACUGCUGGUUCAAGCCAUACAACAAAAAAGAUUUCUGCAAGAAUCUAUUUCCAAUGUCACUUAAAACUUUUUAUUCGAAUAAUAAAUUUUCUUUUUUUA
Messenger RNA from Daucus carota subsp. sativus, 1532 nucleotides. Its product is annotated as UDP-glycosyltransferase 73E1. The record is from RefSeq and is a predicted model, not a curated record. Lineage: Eukaryota; Viridiplantae; Streptophyta; Magnoliopsida; Apiales; Apiaceae. The coding region runs from base 7 to 1497 and encodes 496 amino acids. The transcript has a single exon. Gene Ontology annotation, molecular function: UDP-glucosyltransferase activity.